AUGGAUUCUGAAGUUAUCAGUGAACUCCUCAAGGCGAUCCGGGACGCUGUCUCUACAACACAUCAAAAGGAUGAUGACAUCGCUCUGCCACUAUUUGACCCGGAUAAAAACGACUGUGGAGCCAAGAACUGGUGCUGCAGUAUCGAGACACUUGCAUCGGAAUUGAAGUGGAGCAGUAUAAAGACUGCAGCUAAAGCUGGUAAGGCCCUGAAGGGUUCUGCCUUGACGUGGUUCGAAUCAUGGGAACCUUCGGAAGGCAGAUCCUGGGAAAAAUUUCAUGCUGAUAUCAUCGAUGCCUUUCCUGAAAGGAAAAACUUGUCCGAAAAACUCAGUAAGGCAGUAUUAUAUAAUUCAGACUCCGCGGACUCUAACGGAGAAUAUGCGAGAGAAAAACUGAGGACCUGCAAUCAAAUACCAAGCAGGUUACUUCGAGAUGAAGUAGCCUACAUGACGACACGUGCAACCGCGUGGCGUCCACCAUACGACGCGACGCACGUCUUUCUACGAAAACCGGCUCAAGACGCAAGUGGUCCAGACAACAAGCCGCGCCGAGCUGAUAAACGUGCCUGGCGUGCGAGCGUUGCCGCGCAAUUCAAGCCGUAUGCGUGA
Messenger RNA from Arctia plantaginis, 609 nucleotides. The record is from the annotation of a GenBank genome assembly. NCBI's taxonomy places the organism in Eukaryota, Metazoa, Arthropoda, Insecta, Lepidoptera, Erebidae.